GUAAAAUUUAAAGGUUUUCAUUGUUAGUGAGACGAUUCCGUGUCUCGGGAGCGCACGCGCUUGGCACACGCCUUAGAGGUGCAGGAAUAUUGUAGACUUUUUUCUUGGGCUUCCAUCCAACGAUGGCGCAGUCCUCGGGAACUGCUCACACCGUUAACCUUCUGCCUGUAGCGGCGUUUGCAAACGGGAAUAGUAUCACACUGAUCCCUGUUACCACCAUCACGACAUGUACUUCGCCGGAAAAAUUAACGCAGCAACAAAACAACUAUCUUUUGCUGACGACUUCGCCUUCGGCAGCAGGUGCGACAUUUACGACCUCCAAUGCUUCAAAUCUAACCCCAACCCCUCCACUGAGACCCAUGAAAAAAAUUGAGCCAGCGUCACCCGGCGGAAACAGCCAAACAUCAAGCCUGCGCUGUAAGAGAAGAUUAGACUUUUCAAAAUUCGGGCUAGAAAAACCUCGUCCAGCCGCGGUCGCGCGGAGGAAUCAACGUGAAAGAAAUAGGGUCCGUCUCAUCAACCACUGUUUUCACACAUUAAGAGACCAUGUUCCUAAUAGUGUAAAAAAUAAGAAACUGAGCAAAGUUGAGACACUAAGAUCGGCUGCAGAAUACAUCAAGCAGUUACAAGACCUAUUAGAUGAAAAUGAUGCAGUGAAUGCGGCGUUCAGUCAAGGGCACGCGUCGGUCUCAAGCUGCCAUUCGCCCGGCUCGUCACAAGAAAGUCGCUCGCCCGCACCAAGUGAGACAUCCGACUCGGAGGCCCACUUCAGUCCCGAAGAAGAAGAUUUAUUAGACUUCGCAAGCUGGUUCGAAUAAAUUGAUUAGAUCAAAGUGCUUAAGAAGAGUCAUGUGAAACUCAACAAUACAACGAUUCUCUGAUGCCAUGCUGCCUGGGUCUUUCUCUUCCUGUGGAAGAAAACACCUAAAGCCUGAUUACUGCCAAAACGAAGCGGACGCCGGCGCACGCGAAAAAAAAAUUAUCGAACUUAUGCAAGCAACUGCCAAUUUUAAUUAUCAUAUGAACUGAUGAGACAUGCAUUGUGUGUGAAAAAUACGAGCUUUAUGAAGGACUUAUCGGUUUUGUAAAUAUUUAAAGAAAAUAAGUUCUACUGAUAGCUGAAAAUUGCGAGAAGUACUUGGUUGUGAUAAGAAGUUGUGAUAUAUGUACUGAAAUUGCUUCCUUAGACACGCGCUUUUGUAUGUCUUCCAAUUUGCUUCCAAUCUCUGCAGGCAGACGACACUUGAACGGCGCUAAAAACUUACCUUUUCUCUACUUACAUCGUUUGUCUUCCAUGCUAAUUAUUCACAAGAAUUUUCACGAAUUUCACACCUUGAUUUGAGACAGGUUGUACUUACGACGUAGAGGGCGAACAAACUGCGGAUAUAUGCUAUUUUAUAUAAAGCAAACUAUUUUAGCUAAGAAAAUUGAAUCUUGUAAUUUUGUAAAUAUGUCUGAUUUUCUAUAUUUAUAAGCUUGUUAUAUCUAUAUUUCUAAACAUAUGCAAUCGAUUACCAGCGAAUUAA
Lingula anatina is the source of this 1526-nucleotide messenger RNA. RefSeq names its product achaete-scute homolog 1a. Lineage: Eukaryota; Metazoa; Brachiopoda; Lingulata; Lingulida; Lingulidae. The record is from RefSeq and is a predicted model, not a curated record. Gene Ontology annotation, molecular function: DNA-binding transcription factor activity, RNA polymerase II-specific; protein dimerization activity; RNA polymerase II transcription regulatory region sequence-specific DNA binding. Gene Ontology annotation, biological process: regulation of transcription by RNA polymerase II; developmental process.